This is a messenger RNA of Esox lucius (northern pike), 4442 nucleotides long. Its product is annotated as serine/threonine-protein phosphatase 2A 55 kDa regulatory subunit B beta isoform. Lineage: Eukaryota; Metazoa; Chordata; Actinopteri; Esociformes; Esocidae. The transcript is spliced from 10 exons. Gene Ontology annotation, cellular component: protein phosphatase type 2A complex; cytosol. Gene Ontology annotation, molecular function: protein phosphatase regulator activity; protein binding. The record is from RefSeq and is a predicted model, not a curated record. Gene Ontology annotation, biological process: peptidyl-serine dephosphorylation. The coding region runs from base 713 to 2044 and encodes 443 amino acids.
UAGUUUUUAAAGACCCAUGCCCGCGGCAAACUGUAUUGGGAGGAGCUGGUGUCAGUACCAGCAGCAGCGAUUCUACCGCCCCAGUCAGUAUGCAACAGUGACUCAGCUGCGCCGCACCCGAGUUCCUUCUGAUCGUGAUCAGAGAAGAAGUGGAGAAAAGAGAGAGAGAGAGGAAAGAGAAGUGGCACUCUGAUCUGCAAGCGAGGAGACUGCCAUGGAUGAAGAUUGAUUUUAUCCAGCCAGGCUUGACGCAUAAUUCCGCUCAGCUGUGCUGUUCAAGAGACAAACCAAGAGAGUCUUGACUCUUGCCUGAUUUAACUGAAAUCUUCACCAGAAUAUUUGACCAGGACAGACGUCUGAUCCACACGCCUUCGUACCGUUCUUUAGCCUUGGCCUAAGCAAAGGAGGGGGCACAAUAUAACCCCCUUUUGAUAAUUAGAAACAUCUUUUGAUAUUUUCAAUUCGAGGUUAAAUGCGCUAAAACCAAGCUAUUAUCUAAAGACUCACGGUUGGAAACCUGCGUCAUUGCGGUCAGGCUGAAACCGACAUCUGAUGCUUGGAAGGGAUCUGCCAAUAUUACUGUUGAGAUAAAUUCGUAUAGUUCGACUUGGAGUGAUGAUGACACCCCUCCCGCUGGUCUUGGGGCCCGACUGCUGCUGAUCUGCCAGGAUGUCUUUAAUCGUCUCAGGAUACAGAACCAACCGAUUUAUCAAUGGAGGAGGAGAGUGACACCCGCAAGAUUAACAACAGCUUCCUACGCGACCACAACUAUGCCACCGAAGCUGACAUAAUCUCAACGGUGGAGUUUAACCCUUCAGGGGAACUGUUGGCCACAGGGGACAAAGGAGGAAGAGUGGUGGUUUUCCAGAGAGAACAAGAGACUAAAAGCCAGCCCCAGAGGCGAGGGGAGUAUAAUGUUUACAGUACCUUCCAGAGUCAUGAGCCUGAGUUUGACUACCUGAAGAGUCUGGAGAUAGAGGAGAAGAUCAACAAGAUAAGAUGGCUGCCACAGCAGAAUGCUGCCUACUUCCUCUUAUCUACCAACGAUAAGACAGUGAAGCUAUGGAAGAUAAGUGAGAGAGACAGAAGACCAGAGGGGUACAACCUGAAGGAUGAGGACGGACGCAUCCGAGACCCGUCUACCAUCACCUCGCUACGGGUGCCUGUGCUCCAGCCGACAGAUUUGAUGGUGGAGGCGACAGCGCGUCGUGUCUACAGCAACGCCCACACCUAUCACAUCAACUCCAUCUCUGUGAAUUCUGACCUCCAGACCUACAUCUCUACCGACGACCUCAGGGUCAACCUGUGGAACCUGGAGAUCACUGACCAGAGCUUCAACAUUGUGGACAUCAAGCCGUCCAACAUGGAGGACCUGACGGAGGUGAUCACCGCAGCGGAGUUUCACCCCCAGCAGUGUAACACCUUCGCCUACAGCAGCAGCAGGGGAUCCAUACGCCUCUGUGACAUGAGGAAACAGGCACUCUGUGACACACACUGCAAGUUCUUCGAGGAGCCAGAGGACCCGUCCACUCGUUCUUUUUUCUCUGAGAUCAUCUCGUCCAUAUCGGACAUUAAGUUCAGCCACAGUGGGCGCUUCCUGAUGACCAGGGACUAUCUGACCGUCAAGGUCUGGGACUUAAACAUGGAGAACAAACCACUGGAGACGUACCAGGUCCAUGACUAUCUGAGGGGGAAGCUGUGUUCUCUGUAUGAAAACGACUGUAUCUUCGACAAGUUUGAGUGUGUCUGGAAUGGGUCGGACAGUGUUAUAAUGACCGGGUCCUAUAAUAAUUUCUUCCGGAUGUUUGAUCGGAACACCAAGAGAGAUGUGACUCUGGAGGCUUCUAGAGAGAACAGCAAACCCCGGGCCAUCCUCAAACCGCGCAAGGUGUGUAUGGGCGGGAAGCGUCGUAAAGACGAGGUGACGGUAGACAGUCUGGACUUCAGCAAGAAGAUCCUUCAUUCCACCUGGCACCCGCAGGACAACAUCAUUGCCGUGGCAGCCAGUAACAACCUCUACAUCUUCCAGGACAAGGUCGCUUAGGGGUCAAACCCUCCUGACCUCGGGACUCCUGACCCUGUGCAGGGUGAGAGAUGGAGGGAGAGGAUGGAGCGACGGACGGAGGAGGAGAGAAAAUGAGAUUAUAUUCAUUGAGCUCUCCUCUUCCUCCUCCUCUGUCUGAUUGAUAUGAGCCAGAUAUGGCUGGAGGACAUGCUAUAAUUCCCAGAAUGGACAUUUCCAGGAUAUAUUUGGGAAUUCAGGAGUGUUCAGCCUGGAUCAAAGUUAAAAUGAAGAUGUUUCUUCAAGCUGCUUUGGCCUGCACAAGCCUCUCUGUGGCCUCCAGUUAACUGCUUUAUUUAUUUAAUGUAUUCAUGUGGAUGAAACAACACGUGAAGGAGCAAUGGGGUGGAGUAACUCAUGCACCCAGAGUGACUCUAGAUUGGAUUCACAGAAUGAUUCAUGGAGAGGAACUGAAAUGUACCUGAGCACCCUGUCUGACGACGGCCAUUUUGUCUCUGUUACAGUGAGCACACAGACCUUUGUGGAGGCUCCAAUCCUCUGUUCUCUCCCGGCAAGUUUGUGACAGGGGUCCUGCCCGGUUCUGCACAUUAAAAUGACUGUUAUACUAACUGAACCUUGGUUAUAGCAUUGAAAGUUAUCCACCUCACAGCCAAUGUCUUAUCUAUGCAUACUCAAUGGUAUGCUAAAUGUGGAUAUCGACAGGAACACGAUUCACUAGUGCGGCUGUUUCUGCCCUGUAAACUGAGAAGCGAUGUCUCUCAUUUGACUCUUCCUGUGCCGUUGCAUCUCUGAAACGAGACAGAGGCCCAUCAUGAGAAUGACGGGGCCUCUUCGAGGCCAGAUCAGCGCUUUUUAUUUUGUUUCAUUCUGUUUGUUUCCUCCGUGUGUCUCCUUGUCUCGUCAAGGAUUCUGUUAAAAGAUGUGGUGCCUUCUUUUUGGUAUGUGGGGUCAAUGUGGCGUGGGGGAAGGGUGGGUCGGUGAAAACAAUGCAGCAGUGAAUGUUUUCACCCGGAAAUACAAACGUCGGGGUGGGGUAGCAAAGCAAAUGUGAGUUAAUGAAGUAACUGAAUCCUACGAGUUGACUUGACACCUCUAUUAUAGCAAGCGACUGCACGUUUGUCAACUUACGGGGGGGGGGGGGGGUUAUCCAUAUCCCUAUUUCGACCACUCUGUAGCAGUAUUACCACGAAUUGUGUGUUCGUAUAACCAACGGAAAGACAAAUCACAACAGUUGUAUUGUAACACAGCCUGCACAGUCUCCCGAGCCCAGAGAUUUCCCUAGUUAGUUAGCAUGGACAGGAACGACUCUUGUCCCUUGUCAUAAAAUAUCCCCAGGGGUUCUCGGUUGGCUGCGUGUUCUGUCUGCCACAGUCCUCUGCUCUUUUGUUGUGUAGGUGACUAACCGAGAUUUACGAUCAAGUUGCCCCUAGAUGCUGAUCUAAGGUCAGAUUUUAAUAUCUCUAUCCAAUGAUAAGGUCAGAAUUGGGAAACUGUGAACUAAUCUUAGAUCAGUGCCUACAGGCAACUUCUUAGUGUCUAACCAGACAGGAUGGUAUCAUGACUUCAAGCCUAUCUACUAUGUGCGCUCAAUGAUAUCAGGGACUUUUGGUUAUUACUGUAUCCCAAAUGGCAACCUAUUCACUUCAUGGUGCAUUACUUUAGCAAUAUGGUCAGUAUUCCAUUUCUAAGAGCUGUUCUUAGGCACGAUCCAUUGCUGAGUGCCUGGAUACAGCACUUAGUUGUGGUGUAUUGGCAAUAUAUUGGCAAUAUACCGCAAAACCCUGAUAUGCUUUAUUGAUAUUAUAAACCGGAUAGCAAUGGAAUUAGAACCUUAAAAAUGUAUGUGAUAUUAAAAAAAACAUGGUAAAUACGAAAGCAAUAAGGACUAAUGGGCUGUGGUUUAUGGUUAAUAUACCACGGCUAAGAGCUGUUCAUAGGCAUGACACAUCGAAGAGUACUUGGACACAUCACUUAAUGGUGGUAUAUUGGCGGUAUAUCACAAAACCCCGAGAAGCUUUAUUGUUAUAAUGAACUGGAAACCAAUGCUAUUACAGUACUAAAAGAUGAUGUGAUGUCAUACCCAUGGUAUGCGGUCUCAUAUACCACGGCUAUCAGUCAAUCAGCUUUCGGGAUUCUAAGCACCUUGUUUGUACAAUCCUGUGUACCACUUUCAGCCAAUCAGCAUUCAGGUUUCAAAUACAGCAGUUUAUCAUUUAAAUAUGACUGGAAGGGCUUUGGUCAGAAGUAGUGCACAACACAGGGACUAGGGGGUCAUUUGGGAUGGACCCUAUGCUCCCUUUACAAUGUAAUGUUCCAAACCAUUUUUAUAGCUCAGAAUGUAUUGAAAUGCAAUUAUUUUACCAUGCAGUCUUUAUGCUUAUUGGAAUUACUUUGAUUAAAAAAGUUUGUGCAAGUUUAA